Cheilinus undulatus (humphead wrasse) is the source of this 3110-nucleotide messenger RNA. RefSeq names its product sterol carrier protein 2a (gene scp2a). Gene Ontology annotation, molecular function: acyltransferase activity, transferring groups other than amino-acyl groups. Bases 95 to 1717 code for a protein of 540 amino acids. The transcript is spliced from 16 exons. NCBI's taxonomy places the organism in Eukaryota, Metazoa, Chordata, Actinopteri, Labriformes, Labridae. The record is from RefSeq and is a predicted model, not a curated record.
UUGCCUCAUAGUGAGUGCCGCUGUUUGCUGCUCACAGACCUGUCAGCCUCUGUCUUUUCUGUCUCUGAGAACCAGCUGCUAAAAACAAGCGACCAUGGCACCUGCAAAGAAGAACAGGGUGUUUGUUGUCGGUGUUGGCAUGACAAAGUUCGACAAACCUGGAGCUCGAGGUGACUAUGAUUAUCCUGAAAUGGCUAAGGAAGCAGGUCAGAAGGCUUUAGCGGAUGCAGCAAUCCCCUAUUCUGCCAUUGAACAGGCCUGUGUAGGAUACGUCUAUGGGGACUCCACAUGUGGGCAGAGGGCCAUUUAUCAUGGCCUGGGCCUCAGCGGCAUCCCCAUCAUCAAUGUCAACAACAACUGCUCCACCGGCUCCACCGCUCUCUUCAUGGCUCGACAGCUGGUUCAGGGAGGUCUUGCUGACUGUGUGCUUGCUCUCGGGUUUGAGAGGAUGGAGAGGGGCUCUUUGUCUUCAAAGUAUUUGGACAGGACCAGUCCAAUGGACAAGCACAUGGAGGUGAUGAUCAACCGCUAUGGCAUGGCAGCAGCACCAGCAGCACCGCAGAUGUUUGGCAAUGCUGGCAGGGAGCACAUGGAAAAAUAUGGCACGAAACCGGAACACUUUGCCAAAAUUGCCUGGAAAAACCACAAGCAUUCAAUUAACAACCCGUAUUCCCAGUUCCAGGAUGAGUACAGUUUGGAGCAGGUGGUUAAAUCCAGGAAGGUGUUUGAAUACCUGACUCUGCUGCAGUGCUGCCCAACAUCAGACGGCGCUGGAGCUGCAGUUUUGGCCAGUGAAGACUUUGUCAGGAAACACCAUCUGGAGGCCCAGGCAGUUGAGAUUGUGGCUCAAGAGAUGGUGACUGACCUCGCUUCCACAUUUGAAGAAAACAGCUGCAUCAAGAUGGUUGGCUAUGACAUGUCUCGGUUAGCAGCGAAAAAGUGUUUUGAAGCUGCAGGUCUGACGCCGAAUGAUGUCAACGUAAUCGAGCUACAUGACUGCUUCUCAGCCAAUGAGCUCAUCACGUACGAGGCUCUGGGGCUUUGUCCAGAGGGUAAAGCGGGAGAGCUGAUCGACAGAGGGGACAACACGUACGGAGGAAAAUAUGUAGUGAACCCAAGUGGUGGUCUCAUCUCUAAAGGUCAUCCUCUGGGAGCAACAGGUCUGGCGCAGUGUGCAGAGCUGUGCUGGCAGCUUCGUGGUCAGGCUGACAAAAGGCAGGUCCCUGGAGCCAAAGUGGCCCUGCAGCACAAUAUUGGCUUAGGAGGAGCUGUGGUGGUCACUCUCUACAAGAUGGGGUUCCCUCAGGAAGCCAAGUCUUAUGUUGCUGCCGUUCCCACCAGCUCGGGCAGCACUCUGGAGGGCUUUAAAGCUUACCCCGUAUUCAAAGAGAUUGAGAAACAUCUGCAGCAGGAAGGAGAGCAGCUUGUCAAGAAGGUUGGGGGCGUGUUUGCUUUUAAAGUGAAGGAUGGACCAGAAGGGAAAGAGGCGACCUGGAUUGUGGAUGUGAAGAAUGGCAAAGGUUCUGUCUCCAAUGAUCCAGAUAAAAAGGCAGACGUCACCUUAUCCAUGAGUGAUGUGGAUCUUCUGGAUCUCAUGACUGGAAAGUUGAACCCACAAACAGCAUUCUUCAAAGGGAAACUGAAAAUUGCGGGGAACAUGGGCAUGGCCAUGAAGCUGCAGAACCUUCAGAUCACACCAGGAAAAGCCAAACUGUAAAACAAGUCAUCAGAACAAACAGUCAAUCAUCUGAGCGACACAUUAGGAAGAAAUUUGUUUUAAUUCCUAUGUUUUUAAUCUUAAAAAUUUGGUCCCUAAUGUUUCAGUUUCAGCCACUACUCUGAUAUCACCCUGUAUAAAUGAUUAUUAAUGUUGGUACUCAUCAUUUUAGGAUGCUUUCACACCUGGAGGCUUUGGAGAAGUUGCUCUGAAAAAUGGUAGUUUCUCCUUUAAAAUGUGCACACAGCAAUCGCACUCUGAUGAAGAACGAAAAAAGGGCCAAGAUCACCUAGAAAAGUAUGAAUGCAAUCAGCUCUGCAAAUGCAACAAAAACUGGUUGGCUCAGUAGCCAGGAUGCCCAUAAGGAGGGCAUCCUAUAAAAGAAACAAUAAUACAUUUUAUUUUUAUUCAUGGUGUAGUAAAAUAUAGUAAACCCCUUUUCUGACAAAAACAUUACUACCUUUUUGUGCUAAUGUUAAUGUGGGUGGGAACAUUGACUAAUCCACUUGGAAGGUGAUGUCAGACUAAAUAGUUAAGCCAUGAUAUGCACAAACUUUAGGAUACCAGAGAAUAAAGUGGAAGGAACUGAAAUAAAAGCAAAAUAAUGACUAAGUAAAAGAAUAAAAGAAAGAAAACAGGUGAAUGUUGGCGAAAAAUGGUUCAAAGUGGCAAAAUGUGCAGAAAAUGUUUAAAAGUUUUGAAAAAUGGUCAGAGAGUGGCAGAAAGGGGUUAAUAAUGGCAAAAUUGGGUUAAGUAAUCGGUUGUGAAAGGAAGAAUUGGGCAAAAAAAUUUGUGGUAAGAUUGUUAAAAGCAUUUAAAAAGUUGCAAAAAGUGAUAAAAAGAGGCAACAUGGGCAGAAAAAUAGUGAUAAGCAGUUAAAAAACAGAACAAGUAGGAAACAAUGAGCUGAAACAUUGAUGAAAAGUUGUUAAAAUGUGACACCAACAAGUAAUUUGGACAUCAGAACCCAGUUAUAGCUUGAUACUCUUCAACUUUUCAUCCUCCCUGCUGCUCCAAGUCAAACUGCUCAUUUUGGUGCCAGGUUAACUUGCUAACAAGCAUCAUGGAGCCAUAAAUUUAGAACAAAGCAAAUGAGCCACAGAUGUGAAAGCACCUUCAAAGUCUGAUUUUACUCUGAAAUAGACUGUAAGCUGCUCCUUAUUCUCUAAAUGUGUGCACUUUUAAGUAAGAGCUUUCCCUCUGUGAUGAAUUAAUGUUGCUCUCAUACACUGAGUGUGCCUCUAAUGUAUGUAGUGUAAUUAUCUCUGAUGAAGCCUGUGGUAUUAAGCCCAUUUGGUCUUAGCUAGUUUGAUAGAUAAUUUUGUAAACAACAUGCAACUGUAAAUGAAAGAAUUUAUCUAAUUUUUACUAAAUAAAUCAUUUACUAACAAUA